Haliotis rubra (blacklip abalone) is the source of this 462-nucleotide messenger RNA. RefSeq lists its product as uncharacterized. NCBI's taxonomy places the organism in Eukaryota, Metazoa, Mollusca, Gastropoda, Lepetellida, Haliotidae. Bases 43 to 462 code for a protein of 139 amino acids. The record is from RefSeq and is a predicted model, not a curated record. The transcript is spliced from 4 exons.
AUAUACCUCAGAGAUACGGUGAGAGCCAUUUCCUCUCUGACAAUGGGCCCGCAAGGAACUCUCGUACUUGUCCUUCUGUGUGCCUACGGAGCCGUCUCCCUGAUCGCCCCGUGCGGCUUAUGCGGGGAUGAAAUAGACAUCACAAUCAUCGCCCAGAACUUCCUCAAGCCCCCGUUCUUCAACUACACCGUGAACGUGCACGGCGAACCACAGAGUGAGCUGAUCUACUUCCUGCAGAAGGCGGCAGACAUCGAUGAACACCUCAGAUUUACAAUCACUUACUUCGGUCCUGUCUUGGGCUACUUUGUCAACUCAAUCAACAAUCUGGAGGGAGAUUAUGCUGAAAACACGUCCUGGCGGGUGACGGAUGUUGACUUCAACUCCCAUAAAUUGGUUCCCUCCUGUAAAGGCAGGCAGACAGUGACAGACAGCAUCAUCAAGGGUUCCUCCAUUCUGGCAUGA